GUCGACGACGACGAACACAAGCACAGGCAGCGGCAGCAGGAGCACCGCGAGCGCAAAGACGGUCGAGUACAUCAAGCCGAGCAGGCUGUCGCUGCAGGAGUACGCCGACUUCUUCGCCGACGAGAGCAUUCAGGCUGCAGCCAGCUUGAGCUACCAGCCGGACCUCCUCCCCAGCAGCACCACCACCAGCACCACGCCCCCCUCGUCCAUCACCACCACCACGUCGUCCACCCUCGCGUCCGCCACACGCACAUCACAGGGCACGCACAGGCCACUCGCCAACGGCAGCAGCGCGAAGGCGAGGUCAUCAGCACGACCCUCGAGUCCCAGUCCACAUCGCGAAUUUGCACCUACUCCGCUGCAUCGCGCACAGACACCCCCACAGGAUUUCCCAUCGCUCAGCCAGAGCACUGGUCCAUAUCCUCGUCGCGACCGCGUACGUGCAAGCCUCCAGAAGACACCGCGCCAGGUUUAUAAGAAACAGCCGCAAACGCUCAAGUCGAGCCCCACCCACGCCCAUUCACCGAGCAAAGACGACAGCAUAGAUCCUUUUUCGACAAUGGCUACCGCAACGUCGCCCCCGCAGCGUCCAUCGCGUCAGAACACCGUCAACCUCAACGAAUUAUUCUCGGGCCAGGUAGCACCAGACCGCUCCCAGCGUCGUCAGUCGCUUCCCACCGUGCACCAGCAGCCCGACCCGUACUACACGACCGACGCGUCUCCUAUCUCUCCGCCAGGCCACGUCGACAUUGCCCCUGAACACACGUUCGCAGCUCGCGCCCGCUCUGCGUCUAAAUCUGGACCUUCGAACGCGUCGGGCAGCGGGUCGAACAAAAAAGGAAUGCUCAGCUUCAUGAACUUCAUGAGCAGCACAAAGCGGCCCGAGAUCAGCACGCCAUACGACCCCGUCCACCUCACGCAUGUAGGAUUCAACGCGAGCACCGGCGAGUUCACGGGCCUCCCGCGGGAAUGGCAGCAACUCCUGCAGGACUCGGGUAUCUCGCGAUCUGAACAGGAGAAGAAUCCACAAGCGGUGAUGGAGAUUGUGAAAUUUUACCAGGAGGGACGCGCGGAGCAAGGUAAUAACGUGUGGGAUAAGAUGGGUGCUGUCAAGCCGGUUGCGCAGUUAGCUGUUUCGCCUCCACCAGCGCCGAAGAAGGUGCCGACCGUCGUGUCGGCGCCUCAGCCGUACCGUCCAGCACCUGCCCCGCCCCCAGCACAAUCCUCAGCUCAGGGCUUAGGCACUCUCGAUCGAGCCACCUCCGCACGCUUGCCGAAAUCACCUUCUGUACCGAGUGGAGUUGGCCGAAGCAACACCACUAGUGGAACUCGACAGCAUCAGUCCCCGACUCCUCCUGCCCCACCAAAGAUCCCGAACAAGGCCCCAGCGACAGUUAGCCCGUCGCGUGCACCGCCUCCUCCACCUUCACAAUCGACAUCCACGCCCAUCCAGGGUCACCACCCGAAGGUUGCACCGCCAAACCAGACCACACCGACACCUCGCCGACGUGAGAAGAAGGAUAAAGACAAGACUCGGGACGAGGAUGUCGUUCGUCGGCUGCAACAAAUUUGUACAGAUGCGGACCCGACGAAAUUAUACCGCAACCUCGUGCGUAUUGGCCAGGGUGCGUCUGGUGGUGUGUACACGGCCUAUCAAGUCGGCACGAACAUCUCUGUCGCCAUCAAGCAGAUGGAUCUCGAGAAGCAGCCGAAGAAAGACUUGAUCAUUAACGAGAUCUUAGUUAUGCGGUCGAGUCGACACCCGAAUAUCGUCAAUUACAUCGACAGCUUCCUCCAUCGUAAUGAAUUGUGGGUCGUGAUGGAGUACAUGGAGGGCGGGUCCCUCACGGACGUCGUCACCGCCAAUUUGAUGACUGAGGGUCAGAUUGCAGCUGUUAGUAGAGAGACGUGCCAAGGUCUUGAACAUCUCCAUCGUCAUGGUGUCAUUCACCGUGAUAUCAAGAGUGAUAACAUUCUGCUUAGUAUGACGGGUGACAUUAAGCUCACCGACUUUGGGUUCUGUGCGCAGAUCUCGGACCCUGCGCAUGCGAAGCGUACGACGAUGGUUGGUACGCCGUACUGGAUGGCUCCUGAAGUUGUCACUCGGAAGGAAUAUGGACCUAAAGUCGAUAUUUGGUCACUCGGAAUCAUGGCCAUCGAAAUGGUGGAAGGUGAACCCCCAUACCUAAACCAAAACCCACUAAAGGCAUUAUACCUGAUCGCGACGAACGGAACGCCGACGAUUGCGAACCCCGAGUCGCUAAGCUCUACUUUCCGUGACUACCUCGCAAAAACGUUAGAGGUUGAUGCGGAGAAGAGGCCGGAUGCUGCGCAGUUACUUCAGCACCCAUUCUUCCAACUGUCAGAACCCCUCCGGACACUCACGCCACUCAUCAAAGCUGCGCGCGAGUUAGCCAAGUCGAAAUAAAUAGAGAAAGCCAAUUUUUUUUGGUGCCAUUAGGAAUGAGAAUGUGAGAUACCGUUGAAGAUGUAGUUGUGUUUGUUUGAUUGUUUUGUUUUCAUCGUUUUUUUCAGUCUGCAUGUUUGACUUCUUAAUCUUUUGUGUUUUGUUCUUACUCUUCCUUCUCCCUUCCUAUAUUUCCCCAUCUCCCCAUUUCAAUGUUUUCAUUGAUGGAAUGAUCUAUACCUCACGACUCUUCCUGUCGACUUGUAUAGCGCUCACUUUCCGUUCCCAUUAUUAGUCUCUUUCUGGAUGGGUGAGUGGUCGGUGAGGGUGCUGGGAAGUGGGACGGGGUUGAGGGGAUGCAAGGAACCGGAUGUUGACCGUCCAUUAUAACAAGAAAUAUGUAUUUCCUUGCUCCCCUUCCUUGUCCUUGUACGUAGUUAAUUAGCAUGAGCAUCACCAGCCCACCUACAUACUUAACCCAUAACCCACCAGAUCCAGCCAUACGUACAGACAGACAUAACGUAACAUAUAACAUGCACGGUUUCGUAUUUUCUUUGCAUUUGUACUUGCUCUUUCUUCUUAGUGCAUCC
Messenger RNA from Fomitiporia mediterranea MF3/22, 2997 nucleotides. RefSeq lists its product as uncharacterized. Bases 560 to 2428 code for a protein of 622 amino acids. The transcript has 5 exons. Gene Ontology annotation, biological process: intracellular signal transduction; protein phosphorylation; regulation of MAPK cascade. Gene Ontology annotation, molecular function: protein serine/threonine kinase activity; ATP binding. Lineage: Eukaryota; Fungi; Basidiomycota; Agaricomycetes; Hymenochaetales; Hymenochaetaceae. Gene Ontology annotation, cellular component: cytoplasm. The record is from RefSeq and is a predicted model, not a curated record.